CGAAAUAAAAGACCACUCUUCAUCUCUUAUCUCUAACUCUUUUAUAUUUCUUUUUUUUUCUUUUUUUUUUUUUUUUUUUGUUUCUUUGUUCUGGACUUAUCUGUACUCGUUAGACUAGAGAGAGGUUUCUGAAAUCUGAAUAGGCACACUUUCUACAGCAAAGCUCACUGUCUCUCUGCCAUGGCUUCCUCUGCAACUACUCUCUCUCAGAACCCCUUCUCAUCCUUCUCUCGGUUCCCACAGACCUUGAGAAGAAACCCUCUUCAUCUUUUGUCCAUUAAAGCUGUAAAAGCUGCAGAACCUGAUAAGACCGAGAAACUCAAACAAACUAAAACCCAAGAGUCUACAAAUGCUACUCAACCUUCAACCACCACAGUUUCUAAGCCUCCCAAGAAGCCUGUUUAUUCCAUGAAGAAGGGUCAGAUUGUGAGGGUGGAGAAAGAGAAGUAUCUUAAUAGUGUUAAUUAUCUAUCUGUUGGGCAUCCACCUUAUUACAAAGGGUUAGAUUAUAUUUAUGAAGACCGCGGUGAGGUACUGGAUUUACGCAUUUUUGAGACUGGUGAAUAUGCACUCGUAGCAUGGGUUGGGGUACCUACUGCGCCAGCAUGGCUUCCAACUGAGAUGCUGAUCAAGUCAGAGAAACUCAAUUAUGAGAGACUGUAAUGCGAUAAGCCAAUUGAGGACCCAGCAUAUAUUUAUCACCUUCUGCAACUCGUAUUGUAAUUUUGUAAAGAUGAUUAUAAUAGAUGUCAUUGAUCGAUCAGGCACGCAAAGAACACUAUGAUUAGGCCAACACGUGAUGAGGCCUCAUUUGAACUUACAAAGUGAUUUGAUCAAAGAGGAACACGGCAAAGACGACCCGUUUGCCAGGUCGUCUAAGGACGAAAUCUAUUAUGUGUGGAUUUUGGAUUCUCAAAGGUUAUUGUUUCCGAUAAUGGAACUCAGUUUGAUUGCCACAAAUUCAUAGCCUUAUGUUCAGGCCUUGGAAUCAGAAAUCACUAUUCCCCACAGGCCAAUGGUCAAGUUUGUUGGAGAACAAUAAGCAUAUAACACGAAAAUAAAUUCUAUAAAUAUUAUUAAAUCAAA
This is a messenger RNA of Prunus dulcis (almond), 1086 nucleotides long. RefSeq names its product NAD(P)H-quinone oxidoreductase subunit O, chloroplastic. Gene Ontology annotation, molecular function: oxidoreductase activity, acting on NAD(P)H, quinone or similar compound as acceptor. The coding region runs from base 181 to 663 and encodes 160 amino acids. The transcript has 6 exons. The record is from RefSeq and is a predicted model, not a curated record. Gene Ontology annotation, cellular component: plasma membrane. Lineage: Eukaryota; Viridiplantae; Streptophyta; Magnoliopsida; Rosales; Rosaceae.